CCAUUACUAUUCAUACCUAUUUAAACGGCACUUGCCUGAAGCUCAUAUGUCAUAUACUGAUAUACGAAGUAUACGCUUUGGAUACUCCAUUAUUAAAACUGAGAUUGAAUUUGCUUUGUGCUAUCUUUUUCUUUGUAAGCUCCUGCAUUCCUAAGACGCCAACUCAAGGUCUCAAGCGAUCAGAUGAUGAAGAUACAAGUUUUCUGCUUCCUUCUUACCUUGAUGGCAGGCCCGUGCUUAGUUUUCGCACAAAACGAGCCGAGCUUUGCGUGUGACAUCGACAGCAAUGAACUUCUGGCCAACCUCACAUUCUGUGACAAGUCCUUAGAUGGGGAGACGAGAGUUAAAGACUUACUCAAUAGGCUGACUUUGAGCGAGAAGAUCUCAUUUCUGGUCACCGGGGCAGGGAAUGUGAGUAGCCUAGGAAUCCCAAUAUAUCAAUGGUGGUCCGAGGGACUGCACGGUGUUGGGAGUAGUAGGGGUGUUAACUUCACAAGCCUCAUCCCCGGUGCUACCAGCUUCCCUGCUCCUAUUGUAAUUGCUGCUUCGUUCAACCUGUCGUUAUUUCAAUUCAUUGCAGAGGUGAUAUCCACCGAGGCCAGAGCAAUGCAUAAUGAGGGAUUGGCUGGUUUAACAUAUUGGACACCCAACCUGAACAUUUUUAGAGACCCGAGGUGGGGUCGUGGACAGGAAACUCCCGGGGAAGAUCCACUUCUUACUAGCAAGUAUGGAGUUGCACACGUCAUCGGACUUCAACAAUCUCGUGAAGACCAACCGGAGAAACUCAAGGUGGCGGGGUGCUGUAAGCACUAUACGGCGUAUGAUUUGGACAGAUGGAAUGGAGUCCUACGAUAUAGCUUCAAUGCUGUGGUGACUGAGCAAGAUAUGGAGGACACGUUUCAGCCUCCAUUUGAAAGCUGUGUUCGGGAUGGAAAGGCAGCAAGCUUGAUGUGUUCCUACAACCAAGUCAAUGGGAAGCCAACAUGUGGCGACCCUAAGUUGCUACUUGGAGUGGUCAGAGAAAAGUGGAACCUGAAAGGAUACAUUGUGACUGAUUGUGACUCUCUUUACAAGAUGUACGCCAUUCAGAAUUACACAAAAACUCCAGAAGAGACUGUUGCUCUUGGGUUCAGAGCAGGAGUGGACAUCAACUGCGCUACAUUUUUGGGAAACUACACCCAAUCAGCAAUAGACAAGGGGCUAGUGAAUGUAACUGAUGUGGACAGAGCAUUGACAAAUAGUUUUGGCACUCUAAUGAGGUUAGGCUUCUUUGAUGGAAAUCCUAGGAAGCAAUUUUAUGGGAAUCUAGGUCCCAAAGAUGUCUGCACCCAGGAGAAUCAAGAUCUAGCCCGAGAUGCUGCGAGACAAGGCAUAGUCCUGCUCAAGAAUUCCAUUGCUUCGCUCCCUCUCUCGCCCACCUCUAUUUCAUCUUUGGGUGUAAUUGGGCCCAAUGCCAACGCAACUCAAUCCAUGCUGGGAGAUUAUGCAGGCAUCCCUUGUCAGUAUAUCAGUCCUUUACAAGGGCUGACAACAAUGGUACAGACUGUGUACACACAAGGGUGCGAUAGCAUAGCGUGUGAGGAAAUCAGCACAGAUGAGGCCACGAAAAUAGCCUCAGACUCUGAUGCUAUUGUCUUAGUAAUGGGUUCUGAUCUCUCGAUUGAAAAAGAAGAUCUCGAUCGAACCAACAUUACUCUUCCGGGAAAACAGUCAGUUCUAGUAUCCGAAGUCGCUAAAGCUGCCAAGGGUCCGGUAAUAUUAGUUAUACUUUCUGGAGGAGGCAUGGAUGUAACUUUCGCUGUUGAUGAUCCAGCUAUAACAAGUAUUAUUUGGGUGGGCUUCCCGGGAGAAGCUGGUGGUGCAGCCCUUGCUGAUGUCAUUUUCGGGUUGCACAACCCAAGUGGGAAGCUUCCGGUGACCUGGUAUCCGCAAUCCUACGUAGACGGUCUACCCAUGACUGAUAUGCGAAUGAGACCUGAUCCUGAGACUGGUUAUCCCGGCAGGACGUACAGAUUCUAUAGUGGAUUGACGGUGUUCAACUUUGGCUAUGGUCUAAGCUUCACAAGCUUCGAUCAUACUGUUCUGAUUGGACCGCCAGGAACCAUAUAUUUGCAUCCCAAAGGAAGCCUUGUUUGCAAUAGCUACCAGUGUGAGCAGACAGGGGUGGAGCAAUUCUCAUUUGAUAUGCAAAUGCAAAUCAAGAAUACUGGAAACUACAGCGGCUGUGACACAAUCCUCAUUUUCUCAUCUCCACCUCCCAUUCAUAAAGCUCCCCAAAAGCACUUGCUGGCCUUUGAUAAGGUCUGCCUCCUACCUGGUGAUGAUGGACUCGUGAUGUUUACAGUAAAUGUGACUGAUUUAAGCAUUGCAGAUGAGGAUGGAAAAAAACAAAUUCUCUUGGGAGAGUAUGUCCUUCAGUUGGGAGAAAAAAGUCAAACUUUCAAUGUGACUUCCUAAUUCCUACUAAAUAUAUGCAUUUAUGUUUUGGGAUAAUGUAAUCAAGUAUUCAAGUUCCACUUUAAUUUACUUUGAGACAAUCAUACAAGUGAUCGAUUCUCUAGACGGCUUAGUUUUCAUUUUCAAAUUCUCUUGGGAGAAUAUUGACCAUGUUAGUACUAAAUUUAUAUAUUCACCUUGUUGGUAUAUAUUUUUACUUCAUUCCAUUGGGCG
Cuscuta epithymum is the source of this 2670-nucleotide messenger RNA. NCBI's taxonomy places the organism in Eukaryota, Viridiplantae, Streptophyta, Magnoliopsida, Solanales, Convolvulaceae. The record is from the annotation of a GenBank genome assembly.